AGUGAACCCGGACCCGGAUCUAGAGAGAGGAGAGAUAAAACGGACCCUAGAGGUUGGAGAAGAAGAAGAAAAACCAGAGACAAAAAUGGAGAUCCAAAAUUGACAGUCGGAUUUCGAAGGAUGUGGUAGUCAUCUUCCCGAGCUUAACGAUUCCUUUUUUCCUCUUGACAAUCUACCAUCUCCGGCCAUUUUUUUUUUUUUCUUGAUCCCCUUGUCUUAUUUCGGUUCGAAGAUUUUCCGCUUUCAUCCAUGCGGCGAGGCAGACCCUCAGAUCCAUUCACAGCUACAGAACUACCAAAAUUGACAGUUCACCCUGAAAAUCCUGUCAAAGAGAUACGAUACAGAGGCGUUCGGAAGCGUCCUUGGGGCAGAUACGCCGCUGAGAUCAGAGAUCCCUGGAAGAAAACUAGGGUUUGGCUCGGUACCUUUGAUUCAGCUGAAGAGGCUGCUCGGGCCUACGAUAAUGCUGCUCGGACCCUCCGUGGAGCCAAGGCCAAAACUAACUUCCCUCUACAUCCAUCCACGAUUUCCAUUCAACAACAAAUUCCGUUCUACCAAUCGCCGCCGGAUUUGCACGAUUCGAACGGUUAUGGUGCCAAGAUUGAGUGUGUUCAGGCUAAUAGGCCUACGUCGAGCAGUUUGAGUUCCACCGUGGAGUCGUUUAGUGGACCGCGGAUUUCUAACCCUUUGUCGUCGCUGUCUAUGGUUCGCCGGAGGCCGGUACAGCCAGUUUCGCCGGACGACUGUCAUAGCGACUGUGAUUCGUCCUCCUCGGUUGUUGAUGAUGAUGAGGUCUGUGUGCUUGCUUCUUUCCGUCGAGCCUUGCCCUUCGAUCUUAACUUACCGCCUCCCAUGGACGUCGUGGAUUUAACAGGUGACGAUCUUCAAGCUACUGCUUUAUGCCUCUGAUGAGUGAUGCCCCGAUCUUGCUUUAUAUCAUCGUGGUUUAAAAUCGUCCUCGUUUUUCUUUCUUCUUCCACAUUUCUUCUGUUUUUUCUAUCUUAUUUUCUCGGGAAAAACACUAAACUGAAAAUUUUCAAAUAUGGUGGUAAGUUGAAGAGAAUUUGGUCGCCGCCCUCCACCCUCUCUCCCCUGUUGUCUGUCGAUCCCUACUUUGUUGUUAGACUUAUUAGAAGAACUGGGUUCCCUUCGACGACCAUGGGCUAUAUAUUGUUGUCAGAUCAUUGAAGCUUUUUAGCAUCGUUUAAGCUGCUGUGUAUCUGGGAUUUUCGUUUCUUGAUCCGAUUCACAUCAUGAAAUCCUUACUACUGUACAAAUAUUUACCCAUCUAAUUUAAAGAAUCUGCAGUGUUCUAAUC
This is a messenger RNA of Cucurbita maxima (winter squash), 1318 nucleotides long. RefSeq names its product ethylene-responsive transcription factor 3-like. The transcript has a single exon. Gene Ontology annotation, molecular function: DNA-binding transcription factor activity; DNA binding. Lineage: Eukaryota; Viridiplantae; Streptophyta; Magnoliopsida; Cucurbitales; Cucurbitaceae. The coding region runs from base 250 to 909 and encodes 219 amino acids. The record is from RefSeq and is a predicted model, not a curated record. Gene Ontology annotation, biological process: regulation of DNA-templated transcription.